This is a messenger RNA of Mesorhabditis spiculigera, 483 nucleotides long. The record is from the annotation of a GenBank genome assembly. Lineage: Eukaryota; Metazoa; Nematoda; Chromadorea; Rhabditida; Rhabditidae.
AUGAGCAAUCGGGCUGUUGCGGUGCUUCGCGGUGACAAGGGUGUUGAGGGGACCGUGUGGUUUAGACAGGACAAGGAGGGUGAUCCAGUGAAGAUUUGGGGGAAAAUCACCGGGUUAUGCCCUGGUAAACAUGGAUUCCACAUCCACGUCUACGGCGACUCGACGAAGGGUUGCGAAUCUGCUGGGCCACAUUUAAAUCCGUUUGAUAAAACCCAUGGAGGACCAAAUGAAGAAAGCCGUCACAUGGGAGACCUCGGAAAUGUGGAAGCCGACAACAAUGGCGAGGCGAAAUUCGAGCUGACGGACGAUAUGAUCAAAAUUCAUGGCGAGCACUCGGUGGUUGGACGAUCGAUGGUUGUCCAUGAGAAAAGGGAGGAUGAUCUCGGAAAGGGCACCGGCAACGCCAAGGAAGAAUCGCUAAAAACCGGAAAUGCUGGUGGUCGCCUGGCCUGCGGCGUUAUCGGACUUGCCGCUCCGGAAGAC